GGGACCUUUGGAAAGUGGCACUCACACUCAUUGGGGAUCGGGGUCAGCGGGUUAGUAGAACUGCUCGGUACCGAGUCCGUUCUCGCGGCACUCCGCACUCGGAGAGCAGACUCCGCAGCGUUGACUUGGACCUGGGUCCCGAUGGCGCGCAGUCGAGUAAUGAGUCUGCUGUCACUGUUGUUGGCAAUGUUAUUCGUAGCACCUGCGAUAGCUGAAUCCAAGUGCCUCUGCCAGGUUUCAGGCUGCCUUUGUUGCGUUGAACUUAAUCUUACUACAUCAAUCGAUCUAGGAGGACCUGCUUGCAUUAAUGUGCAUCAAAACGAACGUAACGUUUCUCUCAACUUGAGUUACGCAGACAAUUCCUUACACAAUGCAACUAUUGCCCUGGAUAAUGCUGCUCAUAAGCCGACCUGCAUGAAUUUGCUUUCUGAUUUGGCACAAAUCUGUGCUGAAUUUAUUUCCAUGAAAGUACCAAGUCAAGAAGAACAUUCUUAUCAGGGCUGUCUUAUUAUACAACCUGCUUUAUUAGGUACACCACAGGCAACAUAUCCUGUGGGUUGCUUCACUUUCGACCGAGUUUUAAGACAAAAACCAGGACAAGAAAUCGGACAUGAUGAGGAUCAAGAACAAGAAGAUGAGGAAGAGGAUAAUGAUUUAAAUGCAGAAGAUUUACUUGCUGCUGUAUCUGCAAGUGCAGAGCAAGGAAUUGUUCUAUUUUCACAGUGGUUGGGAUUAAAUUUAUCACCAAGAAUAAAUGUUACAAAUAGCAAUAAUAAUAAAGAACAGUCUAUAAAGUUUGAGCGACCUAUUGGUAACACGAAUUAUACGACCAGUAGGCAUGGUCGGACUAUAGCUGUUCUACUUGAAAAUGAGGAUAAAAGUGACGAGAGAUUUAAGCAACUACUUAGUGCUCAAGAUAAUAUUCUAAAAGAAUCAGCGACUAUUGGUGAAUCAUCCAGUAAUUUAGCGACUACUUUCUUUUAUUCGCAACCAGAUGUUGACGAAGCACGUAUAUCUAAUUUAGAGCCAAGUGCUCUAAUUUCUCCGGAAAAUCUUGCUGUUGUAUCUUCUGAGUCAAGACGAGGAGGUCGUGCUUACAGUAUCCAUCAACAUAUCAAUGAAGUAUAAUGCAAUGUUUUUCAAAUCAUGUUUAGAAAUACUUAUAAUUUUAUAAUGGAUUUCUUUUCUUCAUCAGCAGUAAAGUUAUCGUCAUUGCUUAUAUUUUU
Ceratosolen solmsi marchali is the source of this 1226-nucleotide messenger RNA. RefSeq lists its product as uncharacterized. The record is from RefSeq and is a predicted model, not a curated record. Lineage: Eukaryota; Metazoa; Arthropoda; Insecta; Hymenoptera; Agaonidae. Bases 142 to 1128 code for a protein of 328 amino acids. The transcript is spliced from 5 exons.